Eutrema salsugineum is the source of this 2274-nucleotide messenger RNA. RefSeq lists its product as uncharacterized. The record is from RefSeq and is a predicted model, not a curated record. Lineage: Eukaryota; Viridiplantae; Streptophyta; Magnoliopsida; Brassicales; Brassicaceae. The transcript has 13 exons. Bases 101 to 2128 code for a protein of 675 amino acids.
AAAGCACAACUAAUGGAAUGUCCCUGAAUCCAAUUAAAACCCCGGCAAUUUCAGUAACGGCAAAUCUAGGGUUUUGAAUCCGGCAAUUCAGAGCUCUGAGAUGGGAGAUACAAACGGAGGCUCGCUCAUUGAAGAAGUAGAAGACCCUUUCCUGGCGUUCAUCGACUAUGCCAGAGCUGUGAUUUCACCGGAAGAAGACGAAAUCGAGGAUGCCGAGGAGAGCAAGAAGGAUCCCAGCGAAGCCACGGCUGAGGCUAGCGGUCCGGGUUGGGGCUGGGUCGCGUCGCGUAUCUUGAAAACCUGUACCGCUUAUUCGAGCGGUGUCACUGCCGCGAUUCUGUUGUCUGAUCUCUCUCAGGCAUGGCAUGAGCAAAACAAACCAGGAAUGUCAAAGAGGAAGCCGGAACUUAUAGAUCAGAUGAAAAAGAGUCACGGAAUAAGAAGAAGGCUCGCUAAUACUGUCACAAUAGACUCGAUUUACGAGAAGAAUUUUUUGUCCAUGAACAGCGUUUUGGAAGCUGUUAUUAUCAAAGCCGAUGUUCUUCCUGGUACAAACAUAUUCAUGCUUACACUCGGGGAUUUCUGGAGCUCCAACACUAUUGAUCUCUAUCUACAUCGGAGAUAUUAUGAGUUGGUGGAAACACCAAAUGGGAUUCUUAGGAAAGGCAGAGAGGUUUUGGUCACUGGAUGCCACCUUCGUACCGCUAGAGAAGGAUGUGGCACUCCACGGUUACUUCCAACAGAAUAUCUCGUCAUUUUGCUAGAUGAGGACGAAGAUGAUGAUGCAAUCCUCAUAGCAGCUCAAUUUUGUUCGGAUACUUUCUCAUCUGUUUCUCUUGAUGCUUUCAACAAUGGAACUUCAUACUCUUUGUAUGCCAGGAUUGAAUCGAUAGGUCCUCUGGAAUCUGAACUCCAGUUUAGUACUGCGCAUAGAAGGCAAAUUUCACUUGUAGAUGGUGACGGCGCUAGGUUGAAAUUUAUCUUGUGGGGCGAACAAGUCAUCGUGGCAAACCUUAUGAGUGUGGGAAGUGUGCUCGGGCUUGAGAGGCCUUAUAUUUCUAGUCUCGAAGAGAGUGCAAUGGAUGGAAAGGAUGAAUUCUGCCUUGAAUAUGGUAGCGCAACACAUCUCUAUCUAGUGCCGUCAACCUUACAAGAGGAAAUGGUUUGUGUAUCAUUAUCCCAAAAUCAGUGUCAAGGAUCUAAACUGCUUGGUUCAGUAGGAGUUUCGCAGGUGACAUUGCCUCGUGAUGCCGAGGGUUCUAUAGACUUCAGUAAUUAUCCUUUUCGGACGAUUAUAACAGAGAUUCGCGACAAAACCACUGGCAUUAGUCUCUAUGGCGUUGUAACAGAUAUCUUCCAUGAUCCAAAUGCCACAAGAGUGGUCUUUUGUUUGAAAAUUGAGGACACAACUGGAGCAAUAUGGGCUAGGCUUCACUUUAAUAGUUACUGGUCGUUGGGAAGGUUAGGACUUGGUCAUGUCGUUUACGUUUCUGGAUUAUCCUGUAGAAGCACAAGAGAGAAUUGCCUUGAGGUGUCAUGGCACGAGAAGGACGAGAAAGCUACGUUCAUCAACCUUAGCUGCUUGCCUGCAUUUCUGAGCUCUUCUUGUCUUCACAGAAUCUCUACCCUCUCCCAAAUCUCAAAACAGAGAAAACCUGAAAUUAACAUUUGUCGGGUUAAGCUGGAUGAGAUUGACCAAUGCCAUAACAUCAACACGAGAUUAUCGCACAGCAUUUGCGGCCAUUUCAUAGAUGAAGAAUCAUCAUCAUCUUCUUCAUCACAUGGAGGAAAUCUGCAUUGUAGCUUCUGCCGAGUAAGCUGCAACAGUAACGCAGGAUCAGAAGUAGUGAGAACUUUCCACGUAAUGAUAACUCUCGCAGACGAGGAAACCAAACUAUACGCGUGGUGUACGGGUCAGUCCGCAUCAGCUAUACUCCAGAUUUCCCCUGACGAAUUCUGUGAGCUCCCUGAGGAUGAUCAGCUAAUGUAUCCAUCUUCAUUGGAGAACGAGUGGUUCCUUGUGGCUUUAGCCGAAAACAGCGGUAGCCGGAAUUUGGGUUCCGGCCAUCGGUUGUCUCAUGAGACGGAGGCGGCUUGCUGGGAAAUUACCCGCGCUCUCAAGAUUUAAACUACCAUUAUUGAAAGAUCUCAUUGGGUUCUACUUUUUUUAAUUUUUGUUUUUUUUGUUGUUGUCAUGAUGAUUAAAAAAGAAGAACAGAAUCUGACCGUGUUAAAUUAGUCGAGAUGCUGUUAUGAAUUGAGUACGUGGCUUGA